ACCUAUAUAUAUAUAAAACUUCCAUUUCUUGAUUACAAGUAUAUAGUAUACCCAGGUAAGUAGGGGUUCAUGAAAUUUAACCUCGCUUAAAUAGGCCGUGUCCCAAUCGAGCAGGUGAUCGAAAACGAAAGGCGACAUCGUAUUGCUGACGUAUAAGGAUGCCACCUCCGGUAGGUAAAUAAAUAAAAUCGGUUGCGACUUUCACCGAUUAAUAAUCAACCGCGGACCGCAGACUUCAUCCCCGGAUUACAUCAAUGUGCCUUAUCCUCGCAUAUUAUCAUCAUUUUUUCUAGUUUUGGUUCCGCGGGUUGGAAUCGGGAAUCCCAAGCAGGCGGUGAGGAGAACCCCUAGAUAAAUAGGGUUAAAACCGUGAACGGCCGCAACGUAGGAGAGAAAGGAUAAGUUGGGAGCCGCAAGCAACGGUGCCGAAAGCUACUAUGGAAAAAGAAAAGGGCAGCGAAAAUGAUAGUAGCACGGGCUCGCAGAUUGGGACGGAGAUCUUUGAGGGUUCCGUGGACCGUACGGAAGAUGCGGAUAUGAAGUCUCCUCAAGUGACAGCGACGCCGCUGGCGGAGCCGAAGACUUCUGAUGUUCCGGACGGCGGCCUAGUAGCAUGGCUCCAAGUCCUCGGGGCCUUCGUCAUCAUGCUCGCGAGCUGGGGCCUCAUCAACUCGUUCGGCGUGUACCAGACGUACUACGAGACCGAUCUCCUCCGGUCCAGCACAUCCUCUGACAUCAGCUGGAUCGGCUCCUUGCAGGGUGCCCUCCUCAACAUGGGCGGUUUGGUAUCCGGCCCGCUGUUCGACGCGGGCCACUUCCGCGCGCUGACCAUCUCGGGCUCGGCCCUCGUUGUGCUUGGCUUGUUCAUGACGUCCUUGUGCGAGACGUACUGGCAGGUCUUGCUGGCGCAGGGUGUUGCGGUUGGAGUUGGGUGCGGGUUGUUGUUUCUCCCGUCUGCGGCGAUAUUGAGCCAGUAUUUUGCGCGAAGACGCGCGCUGGCGCUGGGUUUGCAGUCUUCGGGCUCGCCGGUCGGGGGUAUUGUCUUUUCGAUCCUGUUUAGUAGGUUGCAGCCGCGGAUUGGGUUUGGAUGGGCGACGCGCGUGUUGGCGUUUAUUCUGCUGGGGCUGCUUGUCGUGCCGCUGGUUUGUAUGCGUCCGCGUGUCGCGCCACCUCGGCAUAAACGAGCCUUCUUCGACCGCGACGCUAUACGGGAUGUGCCGUUCAUGAGCUUUGCGAUUUCGGCCCUGCCGUCAUUCAUGGGAAUGUACGUGCCAUUUUUCUAUUUGCAGCUGUUCGCGUUACGGCGCGGUACCGCGAGCGCCGACCUGGCUGCGUAUCUGGUUACUUUGCUUAACGCCGGGAGCGUCUUCGGGCGCAUCUUGCCGAAUUUCGUUGCCGAUUACUUGGGUUCGAUGAACAUGCUAGCCGCAAUGACACUCGGCGCUGGUAUCCUUGCCUUUAGCUGGCUCGGCGUGCAUGAUCUCGGAGGAACGAUUACGUUCGCGGUACUCUUUGGGUUUUUUAAUGGGGGAGUUGCAAGCUUGCCUCCUAGUGCUAUCGUGACCCUUACGCCGGAUCUGGGCCGCCUUGGUACUCGUAUGGGCAUGUUGUUCGCAUUCAUCGGAAUAGCAGUAUUGGUGGGAACGCCAAUCGCGGGUGCGAUUUUGAAAGAUGUGGAUGAUGACGGAGCUUGGAAGGGAUUGAUUGUAUAUUGUGCUACGACGGUGUUUAUAGGGGGGCUCGGGUUUGUAGGUACGCAGGUCCUGCAUUUGAGGAGAGUGAGAAAUACCAAGGUGUGAUUCGAGAGGUUGUGUUAUGUAGCUGAGGUAUGGAUGAAUAGGGGUAAUAUAUAUCUGUAUUUGAAUAUAUAAAUAUUAUGACUAAUUAUGGUAA
Molecule: messenger RNA, 1893 nt
Organism: Daldinia loculata
Lineage: Eukaryota; Fungi; Ascomycota; Sordariomycetes; Xylariales; Hypoxylaceae
Product: MFS general substrate transporter
Exons: 3
Coding region: 438-1799 (453 amino acids)
Biological process (GO): transmembrane transport
Cellular component (GO): fungal-type vacuole membrane
Molecular function (GO): transmembrane transporter activity
Source: RefSeq, a predicted model, not a curated record